AAUCUCGAGUUAACUAUCGACAUUAUGCAAUUAAUCGCGAUUAAAAUUUUUAAUCGUUUGACAGCACUACUCAGGACAUUUAGAGGAAAACGGUUUAUUUAAAAGAUUUUUCCUACUUCGUUUAACUAGCAUCACUAGGACAGGAACACGUUUCUACACAGGAAUAAGAUGAUUUUUAAUUAUUGCUUUUAGUUAAGAUAGUGAUAUUAUUGAUGUUACAACAAGUAGUAACCCAUAAUGAUUUAUUGUUUGUUAAAGAAUGAUAAAAGGGGAACAGGGACCUCUAGAAACACUCAGCAUUGUGUUCCAGGCUUCCAGCAGUGUUGCCAGAUCUGCUUAAUAUCAGCGACUUUGAGCUUUUUAACCCAAAGAUAAAAAACAAACUCAGGAAUCUUUUGCACAGGAGACAGAGAGCAUCUAACAGCCUGUGUGUACUGACCGUGUCCCCCACUACUCCUAUAGGUGAAAUAAAUGCAGAUCCUGAUUCCUGGCCUGAGUGGUGUCCUUCAUUUUAAACCAGCCAGAUUAAAGCUGCUACACUUUGUCCUGCAGGGAGGACAGAGAACACCUGCAGGUCUACCUGAGGGUCCGGCCUUUCACCUUAGCAGAGCGCAGCGCCGGACUGAGUCACUAUAGAACCAUCGGAUUCGGUUCUGCUCAAACCUCCCAGCCUGUCCCUGCUGGCCCGACUCAGCAGAGAUAAGUCCCUUCCUCAGGCGGGCCGGCGCUUCCAGUUCUCCAAGGUUUACGGGCCGGAGACAACGCAGGCGGAGCUGUUUGACGGCGCCGUCAGAGAUCUGGUCCAGGAUGUCCUGGGAGGAGGAAACUCUCUGGGAAGACCUUCAUCUUCCUCGGUACCGCCCGGCCCGCCGCCUCAGGAGAGAUGGUGAAGCUCCAAAGAGGAGCCAGGCUGAACGCAGGAGGUGGCAGGAGGAGAAGCUGUCUCUGAUUGGUCAAGCCAAAGAGGCAGAAGACAAGAGGAACCAGGAAAUUAGGAAGUUUGCAGAAGACCGAGAGCGCUACUGCCGCCAGCAGAGCCUCUUAGAGUCCAAGCUGCUGGAGAAGGAGGCGGCCAUGGAGAGCUGGAGGAAGGAGAGGGACGCCCUGGUUGCUGCCCUGGAGGUGCAGCUGCAGAAGCUGCUGUCCAGCCAAGCAGAGAAAGACAAAGUCAUCAAGGAGCUGAGUGAGCAGAGCUCAAAGCAGCCAGCAGAGGGUAAAGAUGGCGCCGUGUCUCACCAUGUGGCAGAGCUGCAGGUCGCUCUGAUGGAGAAGGAGGCGCAGGUCCUGCAGCUGAAGGAGGAGCUGGAGGCGACCGCCAGCAAAGGGGACGGCGCUCCAACACGGGUCAGAACCUCCUUCACUAGUCGGACAUUUCCCAGAGCGGCUCGUCGAGGUUCUGCUGUCAUUUAUAGACGCAGCAGGUUGUUCUGACUUUGUUUGCCCCCCAGUUGG
Messenger RNA from Fundulus heteroclitus (mummichog), 1452 nucleotides. RefSeq lists its product as uncharacterized. Lineage: Eukaryota; Metazoa; Chordata; Actinopteri; Cyprinodontiformes; Fundulidae. Bases 808 to 1431 code for a protein of 207 amino acids. The record is from RefSeq and is a predicted model, not a curated record. The transcript is spliced from 5 exons.